Molecule: messenger RNA, 907 nt
Organism: Saccostrea cuccullata (small rock oyster)
Lineage: Eukaryota; Metazoa; Mollusca; Bivalvia; Ostreida; Ostreidae
Product: CDK5 regulatory subunit-associated protein 3-like
Exons: 5
Biological process (GO): regulation of mitotic cell cycle; regulation of cyclin-dependent protein serine/threonine kinase activity
Cellular component (GO): endomembrane system
Source: RefSeq, a predicted model, not a curated record
AACCCUGCUCCCACUGCUGGACAUGAGAGUGACAGUAAUGGCAUUGACUGGAAUGAGGUCGUAAUAGUGGACAAACCCGAUUCUGCAGAAGGUGUUGCCAAAGGAGAAGAUGCCAUGUCAUUAUUGGACAAUCCACGUACAAGGACAUUGUUUAUUGAUGAUCUUAUGGAGUUGGAGGCGUUCUUGUCCCAGCGGUUGUUUGAGCUGGAGUCGGACUCUGUGGGUGGAGAUGUCCUGGUCAGCGGUCAGAUGCAGGACGCCCCUCCCUCCAUACAGCUCCACCAGGACACAGUGACCAGUAUGAUCGGUCAGGUCAGGGAUGUUAUAGCGGCAUUCAGCACGGUCAAGAUGCAUCACCUUCUGUCCAUCAGGAACUCUCCCAGGUAUGUGGAACGUUUAAAGGACACAUUAAAACAGAUGUUAAACUUGGCUGACAAGAUGGUGUUCCUGGAGAAAGAGAUGGUCGUCAAACAUAAGGAUGCUGAGACUGAGCAGUCAGAAACACAGCCUAAACUAGAACUAGUCAUCAAACGCACCAAAGAACUGCAAAAACAGAUGGAAGCUGAAAUAUCGAAGCGAUACAAGGACCGAGUGGUGAAUAUAAUGGGAGAAAUAAACACAAUGUGAUGAUAGUCCUAGUUAUAGACCACACACAAUUGUGAUAACUAAAUCAGAUGUGAUUGAAGAUGUCCAUGGACCAAGUCAAUAAAAAGUAUCACAUAAUAUCAUAAAUGUGUAUACAAAGUGUAACAGGCACUCAUAGAAAGAGGGAAGAGCAGGUUUAUUAAAUAAAGAUCUUGUUUUCCAUACUAGAUUGAAAAAAUUGUCUAGAGUGACAAUUUAAAGCUGAGAUGGAGUAUAUUGUUAACUUUUUCUGUAACAUGUGAUAUUUAUAAUAAAAUUAUGG